Cajanus cajan (pigeon pea) is the source of this 1683-nucleotide messenger RNA. Its product is annotated as WD repeat and SOF domain-containing protein 1. Gene Ontology annotation, molecular function: protein binding. NCBI's taxonomy places the organism in Eukaryota, Viridiplantae, Streptophyta, Magnoliopsida, Fabales, Fabaceae. The record is from RefSeq and is a predicted model, not a curated record. Gene Ontology annotation, biological process: maturation of SSU-rRNA from tricistronic rRNA transcript (SSU-rRNA, 5.8S rRNA, LSU-rRNA). Gene Ontology annotation, cellular component: nucleolus; small-subunit processome.
ACCCUUUCUACCUCGAGCAUUGCUUCCACCAGUCAUCAUCCUAGGGUUUUUGAGUGCUGUCUAAUUCGGAGGUUGAAGCGAGUGCUGUCUCUUUCUCCGCAGCUUCUAAUGAAGGUCAAAGUCAUAUCACGUUCCGUCGAUGAGUUCACCCGAGAACGAAGUCAAGACCUUCAGAGGGUGUUCAGGAAUUACGAUCCCAGCCUUCGUCCUCAAGAGAAGGCGGUGGAGUAUGUGCGUGCCCUUAAUGCAGUGAAGUUGGACAAGAUUUUUGCAAGACCAUUCAUUGGAGCACUGGAUGGGCAUGUGGACGCUGUUUCGUGUAUGACGAAGAACCCUAGUCAGUUGAAAGGGAUAUUCUCCGGUUCAAUGGAUGGAGAUAUUCGUCUUUGGGAUUUAGCUGCAAGACGAACAGUUUGUCAGUUUCCUGGUCACCAAGGUGCUGUACGAGGCUUGACAGCAUCUACAGAUGGACGCAUUCUUGUGUCAUGUGGAACUGAUUGCACUAUCAGACUCUGGAAUAUUCCUACUACUAUGGAGUCAGAUGACUCAACUAAGAGCACUGCCGAGCCAGCAAGUGUUCAUGUUUGGAAAAAUGCAUUUUGGGGUGUUGAUCACCAGUGGGAUGGUGAGCAUUUUGCCACAGCUGGUGCUCAAGUCGAUAUAUGGAAUCACAACAGGUCUCAGCCGAUAAACAGUUUUGAAUGGGGGUCAGAUACAGUAAUUUCUGUCCGGUUUAAUCCUGGAGAACCAAAUCUCUUGGCCACCUCAGCUAGUGAUCGGAGCAUAAUUCUGUAUGAUUUACGCAUGGCUUCCCCAGUGAGGAAAAUGAUAAUGAUGACCAAAACCAAUUCUAUAUCUUGGAACCCAAUGGAACCCAUAAAUUUUACAGCUGCAAAUGAAGAUGGUAACUGCUAUAGCUAUGACGCUAGGAAGUUAGAUGAAGCUAAAUGUGUACACAAAGAUCAUGUUUCUGCAGUGAUGGAUAUUGACUACUCGCCAACUGGACGGGAGUUUGUCACUGGAUCUUAUGAUAGAACGGUGAGACUUUUCCAGUUUAAUGGUGGUCACAGCAAGGAGAUUUAUCAUACAAAGAGAAUGCAAAGGGUAUUUUGUGUCAAGUUCAGUGGCGAUGGAAGUUAUGUGAUUUCAGGAAGUGAUGACACUAACCUUAGGCUUUGGAAGGCAAAAGCAUCAGAGCAACUUGGAGUUAUUCUCCCAAGGGAACGGAAGAAGCAUGAGUAUCAUGAGGCCAUAAAGAAACGAUAUAAGCACCUCCCUGAAAUUAGCCGCAUUGCAAAACAUAGGCACUUGCCAAGACCAAUAUACAAAGCUUCCAAAUUAAUGCAUGUUAUGGCGGAUGCUAAGAGAAGGAAGGAAGAGAAGAGGAAAGCUCAUAGUGCUCCAGGGAGUAUCAAAACACAGCCAUUACGGAGACGAAGAAUUAUCAAAGAAGUUGAGUAAGGUUUUUCUGAGCCGGUGCCUGAAAAAAGAUCCAGCUAAUAUUUAUGAGUUGGCAUGUGUUAUUAUACUGAUGUCAGCAUGCAUGCAUGCAUGCUUUUACAGUUUUAUGCUUGGAUAGCUGUGUUGCAUGUUUAGUAUAGUCUGGCAUCCUAUAUUGUUAUGUACGUAGCAUAUUGUUGGAACGAGUAGCUUAUAAUGCAAGAAAUUUUGGUUUAUUCUGGA